CUCUGCUGCUUUUACUAACAUAUCACCAACAAUAGCAGGACCCGACGAGCACGCGCACGCGUCUCAAUACGAUAUGCUUAUUACAUCCAUACUCGGCACAAUUUUGACCAUAAUGUGUUUGGUUGGCGUGGUUGGAAACGUUUACACUCUGUACAUUGUGAACACCUCAGCGCGCGUAACCGGAUCAAUGUAUGCCUAUAUUGUGAACUUGGCUCUGGCGGAUCUGCUGUACCUCUCCACUAUCCCGUUCGUGGUUUGGACGUAUUUUGCGAAGGACUGGUACUUUGGCGACAUUGGGUGCCGCGUUCUGUUCAGCCUGGAUUUCGCCACCAUGCACGCGAGCAUCUUCAUCUUGACGACCAUGUGCACGGAGCGCUAUCUGGCCGUCGUGAACCCGCUCGACACCUUCGGCCGGUCCCCGCGCUACAGGCGCGCGGUCACAUGCCUCGUGUGGCUGUUUUCCUUCAUCCUUGCUCUACCGACCAUGAUCAUGAUUGACCUCAAGAGAGACGUGCACAAUGGAGUAGAGAAGCGCAUAUGCCACCCGACCUGGCAGAUGACCGCGUACAGGGUGUAUCUGACCGUUCUGUUCAACACCUGCAUCUUGGUUCCUGGGUUAAUCAUCGGUUAUCUCUAUCUGAAGUUAGCCCGGACCUACUGGCUGUCGCAAACCUCUGUAUUCCCAUCCAGAAGAAUGAAGAAGUGUCCAACGCAAAAGGUGUUAUACAUGAUCUUCGGUAUAGUUCUGACCUAUUGGGCGUGUUUCUUACCCUUCUGGUUGUGGCAGUUGCUCAGUAUCUAUUAUUACGCGGCGCACGGGAGGCUCUCGAGCAGCACGGUUGUGUACAUUAACUUUGUUGUGACCUGUUUGGCGUACAGUAACAGUUGUAUCAACCCUUUCUUGUACACUUUAUUAACGAGGAAUUAUCAGGAAUAUGUGAGGGACAGACAAAAAAACAGCAGAGAGUUAAAGAAGAGGCUCAGACUGUCAUCUCAAAGGUCUGUGUCUUCUGGAAGUCAACAGUUCUCGAAUACUUUGACUAAUACCAGAGACUUUGCUAAUACGCACCCUAAUGGCAUUCUGGAUGCUUAUAGCACAUUGUGAAAAAUAGUUCUUAAACAUAGCAGUUGGAUAAUUUAUAAAAAUUUGAAGUCAUCAUGUUAUUAUUAUUAUUAUUAUUAAGUGUUUGGUGAAAGGAAGGUUUUUAGGGGUCACCCAUUUCCCCCUUCUUUUAACCAAACAGACAAACGCAGAUUACAGCAAAAUAUCAUGUUUUGUAUAAUGUAUGUUUGAAUCUACCAAAUAGCAUCAAUAUCAAUUAUUCUUAUCUUUUAAAAAAGGACAGUACUGGGGGUGCAGAGAAAUUGACCCUCAUUCUGCCCUGUCCCAAACAACAUUAGUUGGCAGAACGUUCUGGUAAUGUUAGUUUUUGGUUCCCAGAAAGUUCUCAGAACACCCAGCACCCCCAAAAUCACCUAAACCUGCAUUUUUAAAUUUUUUGCCUUUUAGUUAGAAUACGUCAGAUGCAGAACGGCUUUUUGUUCUAAAAUAAUUAUGAGGGAACGUUCUGUACUAAUUUUAU
Messenger RNA from Pimephales promelas (fathead minnow), 1583 nucleotides. It is a transcript of the gene uts2r5, whose product is annotated as urotensin-2 receptor 5. Gene Ontology annotation, molecular function: urotensin II receptor activity. Gene Ontology annotation, cellular component: plasma membrane. The record is from RefSeq and is a predicted model, not a curated record. Lineage: Eukaryota; Metazoa; Chordata; Actinopteri; Cypriniformes; Leuciscidae. Gene Ontology annotation, biological process: neuropeptide signaling pathway; blood vessel diameter maintenance; regulation of blood pressure.